Molecule: messenger RNA, 279 nt
Organism: Morchella importuna
Lineage: Eukaryota; Fungi; Ascomycota; Pezizomycetes; Pezizales; Morchellaceae
Exons: 4
Coding region: 1-279 (92 amino acids)
Biological process (GO): translation
Cellular component (GO): ribosome
Molecular function (GO): structural constituent of ribosome
Source: RefSeq, a predicted model, not a curated record
AUGACCAAGCGCACUAAGAAGGUCGGAGUUACCGGUAAAUACGGUGUCAGAUAUGGUGCCUCUCUGAGGAAGCAGGUCAAGAAGAUGGAAAUCACCCAGCACGCCCGCUACACUUGCACUUUCUGCGGAAAGACCACCGUCAAGCGCACAUCCGUCGGUAUCUGGGAGUGCAAGUCUUGCAAGAAGACCGUUGCCGGAGGUGCCUGGGUUGUCUCUACCCCCGCUGCCGCUGCCACCCGCUCAACAAUCCGUCGUCUCCGUGAGAUCGCCGAGGUCUAA